Desarmillaria tabescens is the source of this 1450-nucleotide messenger RNA. RefSeq lists its product as uncharacterized. Bases 44 to 1180 code for a protein of 378 amino acids. The transcript is spliced from 3 exons. Lineage: Eukaryota; Fungi; Basidiomycota; Agaricomycetes; Agaricales; Physalacriaceae. The record is from RefSeq and is a predicted model, not a curated record. Gene Ontology annotation, cellular component: endoplasmic reticulum membrane.
GCUGCAGCAUUGAAAUCUCACCACCACCUCCGCUGCUGCCUCCAUGCCGCCUCCUCAAAUCGUGUCCGCUUCGAAUGCGUCGGUAUAUACUCUCGACACCGUCCAUCAGAGUGACUAUGAGGACGACGACCUCACGCCUUUGCGUAGUGCCGGAGCACCAUCUUACGGCGCUUUGCCCCAUUCCCCGUCCCGACCAUCGUCACGUAGAGUGAUCUUCAAUGCGACACUGAAGAUGGCCGCCAUAUUUGUUGUCAGCACAAUAUUUCUGGGCGGUACCCUGUGGCUUGCACUACCUACUGUUGAAGAUGCGGAUCGAGAAUCUCUUCGAAUUCCAAAAUCUUUCGCUCAACUGCAAGCACUCAACACUCUCCUUAAGAAAUACCGCGACAUAUAUCCGUAUCGCAUCUUCGUUUGUUAUGUGACAACAUACCUCUUUUUGCAGGCAUUUUCAUUGCCAGGUUCCAUGUACCUUUCCAUCCUCGGCGGUGCUGUUUGGGGAGUUCCCUUUGCACUACCUCUUGCCUGUGUCUGCGUUGCAUCAGGCGCUACCCUAUGCUACCUCAUCUCAGCAGCGCUUGGUCCAGCCCUCCUCACCAUCCCAAAGUUUCAUGCCCUUUUGACAAAAUGGUCCGUUACAAUAGCCGCGAACAAGGCUAACAUCAUUUCCUAUCUGAUCGUUCUUCGCAUCGCCCCCCUGCCGCCCCAUUGGGUUGUUAACGUUGUGUGUCCGCAUGUAGGCAUCGGCCUCGUUCCCUUUUGGAUCAGCACCGCUCUCGGUAUCUUAGGCGUCACCGUCAUACACACAACUAUUGGCGGUGGUUUAGAUGAAAUGACCAGUGCCGAUGACUUCCAUCUAAUCAGCUGGAAGAACUUUUUUGGUCUUUCCGCAGUGGUUGUCGGGGUGAUGAUCCCUGUGGGUCUUCGCUACUGGUUCAGACAGGAAGCAGAUGCCGUUGCUGAGGAAACGCAGUCACAAGCUACAGAGGAUGAGGAUGAGGAUAGAAUCCUGGCAGUCGGUCCAAACGCUCCAAGUAAAGCCAAGGAUGUAUCUGCCCGCUUGCUGGUACACGAUGACGAGUACGAUGAGUUUGACGAUGACGACGACGACAUUAUCCUAGAAGCUGGUCCAGCAAUCUCUACACCAAAGGAAGACAAGGAUGGCGCUGGGCCCAGUCUAUAGUCGGCGCUACGUGUCCCUUUCUCUGUACUAUUCUAUCUCUCACCAUGUAGCACACACUGCAUUAUUCAUUCUUGCGCCGUAAAGGGCUUCACCUUUGAGUAUUAAAGGCCACAUUCUAGACAUGCAUAGUUUAACGACGUUGGAUCUUUCGCUGUACAUCAUGACGACUACAUAGUAAUAAUAUACAUUGCUGGACUAGAAAAUGCAAGUUGUACGCCACACUUGCAAGGCACCGAGGAAGGAACAAUUGGUUAUAGAUAUGAUCUUCCU